Paramisgurnus dabryanus is the source of this 3839-nucleotide messenger RNA. It is a transcript of the gene spaca6, whose product is annotated as sperm acrosome associated 6. Gene Ontology annotation, biological process: fusion of sperm to egg plasma membrane involved in single fertilization. The record is from RefSeq and is a predicted model, not a curated record. NCBI's taxonomy places the organism in Eukaryota, Metazoa, Chordata, Actinopteri, Cypriniformes, Cobitidae.
AGCUUGUGGACUUGAUUGGUAAUCCUUCUAUUACACACACACACACACACUGCCUGUGCUGUGUAUCUUCCCAUAUAAUGCUCUAUUAGGUCUCCUUUUAAAAUAUGUGUGUUUGCACUCUUACAUUUAUCAGUUUAAGUGGCAAUUAUGUUUGUUCUCAUGUCUUCUUAUUACAUCCAUUGUUUCGGUAUUGCAUUUUGUCUUUAUUUCCUUCUUGAUCAUCACAUGCACGAUAUCUUUUCCUUUCUCUUUGUUCCAGUCAAUUUAGAUCAUAUGCAAUAUCACUGUACCCCACCAUCACCAUUAAAAGCCAUAUUCACACACAUCUUUCACUCCUGUUUGCCCCACUCCCUUUCUCUCACUCGUUUUUUCUCUGUCUCUCUCGCACACACACACAAACUCACACCUCUUUGCAGCAAAAAGGCACAUAAUGGGAAAAAUAAUAAGGUUGAAAAGACAAUGGGGAAGAAAGAGGAAUUAAAAGUGGGAGUUAAGAACAUGCAUGUUUAACAUAAUUGGUUUUAACAUGGUAUUGUCAUCAUCUUUUCUUCAUUGUUAAACAUACAUUACACACCUGCAUUCUUACCCUCUAUGUGUUCAUUUGAUGACGAUGUCAUUAUGAUGUCAUCAUACUGUAGAACUUUCUGAUGUUUCUCAGAAUCUCUUCAAGCUGAAUUUAUUCAAGAAUAGUACUGUAAAAUGUUUGUGUUGAAACUGGUAUUUUUUAGCUCUGCUAUUAGCACAGCUUUGAGUUGUUAUCAGUGCUUUAUCGAUGUCGACGACAGUCUUCGUUUGUGUUGGGGCCACAUUCUUACCAAAUACAAUACAAGGAAUGUGGAUUCUUGUUUCAAAACACUGGAUCGAAUAUUCAACAAUGAACCUAAAAUAAUUGAGGCGGGGAAAGUGGGGAGAGGGUUUGACUUGAUGCUGAGGAAUAUCUUGCUGGCUGAAAUUAUGCCUAUAGUGGAAGAAUUUGACCAGGAGACAAAUGAAGACACUGUGUAUGAGUUCAGAUUACAGGCAGCAGCAAAUAAUUUCAUUGCUGAGGCUUCAAAGCUGCCUAGAGCCUCUGGAUGUUUCCCCCCCUGUGGUUUCCAGGAGCAAGGUGCCGUUUAUAACUGCAUGACCUGUCAGUAUGAUUCCUGUGAGUUCCCGCUAGACUGCCCCGUGAAAGAAAUCAAAAUAGAGGAGAACAACAGGACUGAGAUGUGGUGUAAGGUUCCAUUCCUCUUGCCCACAGACGCAGAGAUAGUCUGGAGAUAUUCUGUGAAGAAUACCGUGUUGAUGGACCAUUUCAAAGAGGUAACGGUUGGUGUGGAUCCUGUUUACUUCAUCCCCUCUGCUCGCCUGGAGCACUCGGGCACCUACCAGUGUGAAAUAUUUUCACAGGAGCAUUCUCUCGUACGCAUCUACUACUACCUCACAGUGGUCCCUCUGACACAGUUAAGUCAUGCAGAACUACAGGAUGUCUUUGACAAUGCUCUCCUCCCAGGAGGCCAGUUCCCUCACCGCUCCCCUACUGUCCCAUUCACCUUGUGGCUGCCUAGCCUUGAGCUUCUGACCACCUGUUUGACUGCAGUACUGCUGCUGGUCUUCCUUAGUCUAGGGGUGCUGUUUUGGCUGUCCUGUGUAAGAAAGACCAGUAACUAUGAUCCAGAGCAAGACAAAGAAUACACAGAAAGGGAGGUUUAUUUAAUUCACUACUAAACUUGAGCGACAUCCACAUGAGGUAAACAAUAAAAUAUUAAGUGCCAAUGAAAUGUGUUCCUGUGCUUAUUUGGUAGAGCAUUUCUAACAGUCCAAAGGUUGUGGGGUCUGGCAGGACACAACAAAAGGUACCUUCAAAGUGGCUUGUCUGUCAAAUCUCGUUAAUAUAAACGAAUGUAAUGUAAUGUAAACUUCACUUUAUCUUGAAAAAUGUAUGACUUGGUAACAAAACUACAGUAAACUUUAAAUUUAGUUUGAUAAAUGUUUAAUAGAGGAAGAGAACACAUGUGCUGUUGGCUGUCGCGAGUGUUUGAGUAAAGCUGUACCACUAGCUCACUUUAUAAACCCUAUUUUAUGUUACUAAAUAUAGCUAGACAUGACUCAUUGUGUAACUCCGUUUACAGUCAUUACUCAAUAUUUUGUUAAAAUUGGGCGCGGUAAUACUUUAUAGCACUACAACUGAAAGAAGAAAUAACAUCUUAUAUGAAAUAACUUCUAUAGCUAGCGCUGGUUGAUUAUGACUUUGCAUUGAUGGUAUAUUAUAUUAUUUGAAAUUAUUAGGCUAUUUAUAAAAUGUAUAUAAUACUAAAUAUUAAAUAAUGCAAUAUUAAAAAAUAAUACAAUUCCUUACGAAUAGUUCAUUUAUCCAAAACGUCCUAACUGAAUUUGAACAUUUGAAAUUACGCAACUUUAAUGACGUCAAGUAAAGGGACUCCGACAAUUUCAUUUCUUUCGGUGUUAAAAAAAAAAAUUCUUUCAGUGUUGUUCAUGCUACUGGAUAAACCAACUAGCUUAAAACAAAUCAACUCAAGCAGUGUUUUCACAACAUCUGGUUACAUACGUUGAAUUGAUUUAUUACCAAAGGGAAAACAAAUUGGGUUUGAACUUUGUAUCGUCAUCUGUAUGGAAUCUUGAUUUUUGAGUAUUAGAAAGCCUAUGCUGUCAGACUCGUUCUUUGCAACGAUUAGAUCUUCAUAAAAAACGUACAUCCUAAAAAAGUCUACAGUACGGUCAAAUAGAUAUUUAAAAAAUGUAUAGGUCUAUAGCCUAUUAAACUACGAUCUUACAGUAAUUGUUUUUAGUUGAGACAAAUGUGUUAUUUUAUUUUAUUUUAUAUAUCUGUGCAUUUUGACUGAAAUGUCUCAUAUUUGUAGAUUUUUAUUAAUUUAUUCCAUUACAAAGUACACAUUUUUUUUAAGUAGAAAACUUUAGCCAAAUUAGUAAAAGAAUUAUAAGUGAGUUAUGAGAAGAUAAUUAUAAGAUAUAUUAUGAUUAUUUAGAUUUUCACAGAUAACACCUUUUCUGGGUUGUUCCUGAUGACAUUCACAACUAUAUUCUAUUGAGCCGUGUAAUUAAUACGAAAUAAAUGCGACAGCGACAGGCCUAUUAGUAACCAGUGACGUAAAUUGUACCAUGGGGUGGGGGGUGAUCCGUUUCGUUGACAGCUGAAAUGUGUGCCGUUGUUAUUUUUGGAACCGUUACAACAAUAACCGCAGGCUAAAGUAAUAUGGGUGUGCCCAUGCAACUAUUGGGACUGAUUGUGUAUAUUAAUUAAAGUAAGUAGUUGCACGCAAUUAAAUUAUCUAAAUGUAGAUAUAUGAAUAUAUAGUUUAGACUUUAAUGUUUUUAGUUACCUUAGUAGUACAAUAAAAUUGUGAUCUGAUUUGAGUAAAAAUAAGUUAAAUUCAGCAAUGCUACUACUGUAUUAUCUACUGUAUUAUCUAAUCAUGUUAGCUCUAAUUAAACUCAGAAACUGUUUUGUUAAAUUUAUUUAGGGUCAGUGGCAUUUUUUCAAUGUACAUAAGUGAAUUACCUUUUAAAUAUUUGCUAAGGUUAACGCACAACGCGUUUGCAGAUUAAUACUCUUUAUUUGAUUUCUUAGUUUAAAAAAUCUUUGUUCUUGGUCGAAGAUUUAGACUCAUUAGAUUAUUUUUCUCUUUGAUUCUGUGUACUAAACGAACAAAGUUUUAUUGUGAUUAUAAUUACUGAUCAUCACAAAUCGUGAUGCUUCUGCUUCGCAUGUCUUUGUGCGCUUCUUUAUCUUGAGCUUCUUGAGAUUAACAGUAGCCUACCGAGGUCAUGACUCUAACAUGGAAACAUCUGGGAAAACAAGACGAAUGUUAAUAUCAAUA